Caenorhabditis angaria is the source of this 1466-nucleotide messenger RNA. NCBI's taxonomy places the organism in Eukaryota, Metazoa, Nematoda, Chromadorea, Rhabditida, Rhabditidae. The record is from the annotation of a GenBank genome assembly.
AUGACUAAAGUUCCGUGUGCUCGAACCACUAGAGAAAAAUGGGCAAAAAUUCUUGGCUCGAAAUUUGCCGAAAAUGUGAAGAAAUGCAGCGAUAAAAAAUUGAAUGAUUUUGGUCGAAUUUGUUCGUCACAUUUUCAAGGAGGGCAACGUAUACAACGUGGCCAACUUCCAAUGAAAGAUUGUCAAAAACAAUCUGUUAGUCAAGUGAGUUUGAAUGAUUUGAAAAUUAAUGUUAUUUCACCUCGUAUAUUUUUAGCCAACUCUAAAAAACUACUCGCGAAAAUGUUGUUAUUGUGAAAAAUCGCAAGUCGACGAUCAGUUGACACGAGUUCCGACGAAGGAAAGUGAUCGUGAAAAAUGGAUAGAGAGACUUGGACCACGUUUUGCUGAAAAUUUGGGGAAGUGCAAGUAUGGUGCAAUUUGCAUCUCACAUUUCAAUGGAUUUGUUAGACGUCGAAGAAAUCAAUUACCAAUUCGAAUGGAGGAAGAAGCCGAAAAGGAAAACGAAGAAGACCAGGAGGAACAGGAGAAUGAAGAAGAACAUGAAAUGGAGGUAGAACAAUCGGAUGAGAAUGAAGAAGAAGAUGGAAUGGAACAGGAGGUUGCCGAGAAACAAGAAGAGCAACAAGAAGAGCAAAAUCGAACGGAAGGUUUUAUAGAAAAUGUAUGGCUUUUUAUUGAAAUUUACAAAAUGAAAAAUCAUUUUAAUACAGGAAAACAGAGUCGAAGAAAUACAAGAGACUGGAUCAGUGACAGUGAAAAGAGAGGUCCCGGAAAUAGUGGAAAAUGAGCAGGUUGAGGUAAGUUUUUAUUUUUUCAUUGGAAUUUACAAGAAAACAAAUCAUUUCAAUACAGGAAAACAGAGUCGAAGAAAUACAGGAGACUAGAUCAUUGAGAGUGAAAAGGGAGCAACCGGAAAUUGUGGAAAAUGAGCAGGUUGCGGUAAGUUUUUAUUUUUUCAUUGGAAUUUACAGAAAAAAAAUCAUUUUUAUUACAGGAAAACAGAGUCGAAAAAAUACAGGAGACUAGAUCAUUGAGAGUGAAAAGGGAGGUCCCGGAAAUAGUGGAAAAUGAGCAGGUUGCGGUAAGUUUUUAUUUUUUUCAUUGGAAUUUACAGAAAAAAAAAUCAUUUUUAAUACAGGAAAACAGAGUCGAAAAAAUACAGGAGACUAGAUCAUUGAGAGUGAAAAGAGAGCAACCGGAAAUAGUGGAAAUUGUAAGUUGAACAAUUUAUUAAGAAAAUCCAAUCUAGAUGCAUUUUUCAGAUCAAUAAUCACAUUUGUCGUUAUUGUGAAGCAGGAUUGAACUCUUCAAUCAAAUCAAUCGGAAUUCCAACAAACACCGAAGAGUUCAUCAAAUGGUCGAAAGUUUUCGGCAGAAAGUUUUCGAAUAAUGUUCUCAGAAACCCAAAACCACAUUUCAUUUGUGUGUCUCAUGUUUUCGAGAAAAAUUGGGAAAAUGUUUGA